Asparagus officinalis (garden asparagus) is the source of this 824-nucleotide messenger RNA. Its product is annotated as heavy metal-associated isoprenylated plant protein 36-like. Lineage: Eukaryota; Viridiplantae; Streptophyta; Magnoliopsida; Asparagales; Asparagaceae. The coding region runs from base 39 to 734 and encodes 231 amino acids. The transcript has 3 exons. The record is from RefSeq and is a predicted model, not a curated record. Gene Ontology annotation, molecular function: metal ion binding.
CCACAUUCCCGUCUUCAUUUAACUAACAAUCUCUCUUCAUGGCAGUAGCAACCAAAGAAGCUACAACAACAGAACCACUUCAAUUCCAGACAUGGAAUCUGAAGGUCUCGAUCCACUGCGAGGGCUGCAAGAGAAAAGUCAAGAAAGUACUCCAAAGCAUCGAAGGAGUGUACAUGGUCAACAUAGACUCACAGCAGCACAAGGUGACAGUAACUGGAAACAUCAAUGCAGAGACCCUCAUCAAGAAGCUGAUCAAAGAAGGGAAGCAGGCUGAGCUCUGGCCUGAGCCAGAGCCCAAUCCGGAGCCCAAUGAGUCUGGUGGCAGCAAGAAGAGCAAGAACAAGAAGAAGAAUAAGAAGAAGAACAACAGCAACGAUAGUCAGCCCAACCCCAUCAACGAACCUUCAAACAACCAAAAAAAGAAAGAACCCCAACACGAAUUAGAAGAAGAUGGCCCAGCGCCAAUGAAGGACAAUAAGGCAAUUAACCCUGGGGGAGGCAAUGGAAAUGGCAACGACAGUGGAGGUGAAGCUGCAGUGUCACAAAAUCAUCAGAGAGCUCCAGGACACUACAAUCCACCAAUGUACCCCACGCCUCCGCCAGUGGUGAGUUACAAAACCGUGCAGCCAGUGAUGGCUGGAACCUACUACAUCCCUGCAAUGGCGACGGUGAGGGAGGUGGGGAGGUAUGAUUACUUUAGUGAAGAGAAUGCAAACGCUUGCAGUGUUAUGUAAAAUGGAAUCUUAACUAGUGACUAUGUGCUCCCUCUUAAUGAAGAUUAUGUGUUGUAUUGGAUGAGAUUAUGAAUACGCCUAGCUUGUUUA